This is a messenger RNA of Centruroides sculpturatus (bark scorpion), 1017 nucleotides long. Its product is annotated as homeobox protein MSX-3-like. NCBI's taxonomy places the organism in Eukaryota, Metazoa, Arthropoda, Arachnida, Scorpiones, Buthidae. Gene Ontology annotation, biological process: regulation of transcription by RNA polymerase II; embryonic morphogenesis. The transcript has 2 exons. Gene Ontology annotation, cellular component: nucleus. The record is from RefSeq and is a predicted model, not a curated record. Gene Ontology annotation, molecular function: RNA polymerase II transcription regulatory region sequence-specific DNA binding; DNA-binding transcription factor activity, RNA polymerase II-specific. The coding region runs from base 182 to 934 and encodes 250 amino acids.
UUCGCUCUUACUUUCAUUAAUAACGUGCGGUAUCGGGAGUGGUGAGCGUGACGUCACGAGAGAACAGCCAAUGAUAGGAUUUAAUACAGUAAUAGUAGCAAUAGACCAUCCGUCCAUUCAGUCAGGUGUUGAUCAAGGUGUUCGAUGCAUCGGAGAAAGUUAGCAUGCGGUUGGUGAUAGAAUGGAUGUCGUCAUGUCCACGAAAUCUUCCAAAUCUAUAUCUUUCUCGGUGGAUUCUCUUCUCUCCGAUCACGUGACUAAAAAAACUGAUGCAGAAUCCCAAAAUCCCAGGCGCCUUUUUACCGUAGAGGGUCUGUUGGAUGCGGAUGGUAUUAAAACAAAUGGGAUAUUGGAAAAUUUAGCAGAUUACGGUACUUCUUCAUCUGGAAGGCAAAUUAUAUCCGGUCAGUCUCCUAUUCCUACACCACCCGCUUGGGUUCAUCCCCUAGGAACUACUAUACCUUGGUUGCAAGCAGGACGUGCAUUAUCGCCGCCUAACAAACCGGGGGAACCACCCAAAUUACCAGCAAUGAAAUGUCAACUAAGAAAACACAAAAGCAACCGCAAACCUAGGACUCCUUUCACAACGCAACAACUUCUUGCCCUGGAAAGAAAAUUCCGUAAUAAACAGUACCUGUCUAUAGCGGAAAGAGCGGAAUUUUCUAGUUCCCUCAACUUAACCGAAACCCAGGUGAAGAUCUGGUUCCAAAAUAGGCGAGCCAAAGAGAAACGUCUAAAAGAAGCCGAACUAGAGAAAUUGCGUAUGGCUGCAAGACCUCUUCUACCCUCUUUCGGAUUUACUUUAGGUGGCCCAGGACCCUUUUUGCCACCUCCAGCUCAUUUCGGUUCCGCCUCCAGACCACUUCUAGGACAAUUGAUGGCACCCUACCCUCUUUAUUCCUGUCAACCGUCGGUCACUGCCUGUCCUCAAUAAACAGGUAGUGUAUCAGUGCUGUGGUAGCACAUGUACAGUAUACCUCAUGUACAUUGUUUUGUGGUAUCUAGACUGUGUUAACA